AGUCAAUGGUUGGAGGUUUUGAUAUUAUGGGUACAAAGGCUAGUGCAACCAAAACAUUUGAUGUCCCACCACACAAAAGACUUAGAUUAUAAUCAACAAUCUAUAAGAUUGAUUCUUGGGAUGGAGAAUUCAUGAUCAUUAAAGUCGAUGGAACUGAUGUUUGGAAGACAUCUUGGAAUCUCUAAACUGGAGGUGCCAAUUUCUGUGGAUAAGGUAUAUGGUUUGAUGGCAUUGUUGGUGUUGAUGAAAUCUUUAAUCAUUAAGCUCCUAAAGCUGAAGUAGUCUUCACAUCUACUUUGGAUCAAGAUGCUGCUGAUGGUAAUUCUAUUAUAAUAAUUAUUAGAAUCAUGGGGUUUCAGAGAUUUCAAAUUAUGGUAUGAACCAAAGGAAGCAUGUGCAGUUUUCUAUAGUGAAUGUGAUUACAAGGGAGCUUCAUUUGAAUUCUGUUCUAAAUCACCAAACUUCUAAAAUGACAACAUUCCACCAUAAAUUAGAUCCAUUAGAGUUCCACCAUAAGGAAGAGUCACCUUAUAUGAAAACACCGAUUAUAAUGGAAAGAAGGUUACUUAUACCUCAGAUCAAGCUUGCAUCUAAAACUUUGAUGUAAUUAUUUUAAUCUAUUUUAUUAGUUUGCCUUAAUUCAAAUGAGUGGACAUGUUGAAGGAGGUUGGGUUGAAGUUCAGCAAUGAUCUAUAAUAAGAAUAAUAAUCAAU
Messenger RNA from Paramecium sonneborni, 713 nucleotides. The record is from the annotation of a GenBank genome assembly. NCBI's taxonomy places the organism in Eukaryota, Ciliophora, Oligohymenophorea, Peniculida, Parameciidae.